UCUUGGCGCGCGCACGCGCACCCGCCCCAAACAUGGCCGCCGCCUCGGGCCCGGCCGCCCGCCUGCGGGAGCCUGGGAAAUGAGAUUGAAAAUGACACCUCAGAAUAUUCCUGAGGAAGAACUAUCCUGUGACGUGGAAAUGGAAGGAUUUGCAAGAGAGGGUUCCCAUCUUUCCAUUCUAGGUAAUAAUCGGGACUGUAAGAACUGGGAGGGACAUUUGAGGCAGUCAGCUUUAACUCAGGAGAAACCAGGGACUCAGGAAAUAAUUUGUGAAUAUUCUGGACUUGGGGAGCGUUUGAGUGCAAGUUCAGACCUUCUGCCAUCUAAGAGAGUUCCUACAAAUGGUUUUCAUAUACGUGACUCAGAUGUUAAAAGUUUGGAUUGCAACCCAGCUUUACACAGUUGUGCAAAAAAUUAUGUAGCUAAGAGAAUUAGUGACAGUGAUGCUUGUGGAAGAGCCUUCGACCAUUCUGGCGAGGUUUUUCAACUUGGAAGAGAUCAAACAAGAGAGAAACCCUAUAAAUACCCUGAAAGUGUUAAAUCUUUCAAUCAUUUUACUCCUCUUGGUGAACCAAAAGUACUGAAAAAGGGGAAGAAACUGUAUGAAGGUAAGGAUUUGGGGGACAUCUUUACCCUGAGUUCAUCUCUUAAUGAAAACAGGAGGAGUCACCUUGGAGAGAAACUGUAUAAAUGCAGUGAAUGUGGCAAAUGCUUCAAACGGAACUCUUCUCUUGUUUUGCAUCACCGAACUCACACUGGAGAGAAACCUUAUACCUGUACUGAAUGUGGAAAAUCAUUCUCCAAAAACUACAACCUGAUUGUGCAUCAAAGAAUCCAUACAGGAGAGAAGCCCUAUAAAUGCAAUAAAUGUGGGAAAGCCUUCAGUGAUGGGUCAGCUCUCACACAACACCAGAGAAUUCACACUGGGGAAAAACCUUAUGAGUGUCUAGAAUGUGGGAAAACCUUCAACCGAAAUUCAUCACUGAUUUUGCAUCAAAGAACUCAUACAGGGGAAAAACCAUAUAGAUGUAAUGAGUGUGGGAAACCUUUCACUGACAUCUCCCACCUCACCGUGCAUCUCAGAAUCCACACUGGGGAGAAGCCCUAUGAAUGUAGCAAAUGCGGAAAGGCUUUCCGGGAUGGCUCGUACCUUACCCAGCAUGAGAGGACUCACACUGGAGAGAAGCCCUUUGAAUGUGUGGAGUGCGGGAAGUCCUUCAACCGAAACUCUCACCUCAUUGUGCAUCAAAAAAUUCACUCUGGGGAGAAACCCUAUGAAUGUAAAGAGUGUGGGAAAACUUUCAUUGAGAGUGCUUACCUUAUCAGGCACCAGAGGAUUCAUACUGGUGAGAAGCCCUAUGGCUGUAACCAGUGUCAGAAACUUUUCAGGAACAUUGCUGGCCUCAUCCGGCACCAGAGGACUCAUACUGGUGAGAAGCCCUAUGAGUGUAAUCAGUGUGGUAAAGCUUUCAGAGACAGUUCCUGUCUGACCAAGCACCAGAGAAUUCACACAAAGGAGACCCCAUACCAGUGUCCUGAAUGUGGAAAGUCCUUCAAGCAGAACUCUCACUUGGCGGUACAUCAGAGACUCCACAGCAGGGAGGGUCCCAGCCAGUGUCCUCAGUGUGGGAAAACGUUCAGAAGGAGCUCGUCCCUCAUCCGACAUCAAAGAAAACACUCUGGAGAGCAGCCCAUGGAAACAUAAUGAUUGUGGGCCACAUUCAUCUACUGACUGGCUCUCAAGAAGCUGUGUGAAGGAGGAAUGUCUUCAGAGGUGACUUUUCCCUGUCAGACAAUAAUGUUUUAAGCUAUUCAGUGAACUGAUGAAUGUGAGGCAUUCCUUAGCCAUACUAUUAAAUCUAUACAUUGAGGAACUCCUGGAGAAAACACAGGGUAGUAGUAAAUGUAGAAGAGGCUUCAGGAAUGAUGCAGCUAGUACCAAACAUAAUAGCACACACACUGGAAUGAAAUCUGUGGAUGUCAAGAAGGUACUCUGAAGAUGCAUCAGAGUGCUUAAACAAGAAAGAACCUAUGGAUGUGUUCAGUGUGUAAUCAGUCUGUGGAAUACUUUAAUGAGGAACAUCUGCCCCGUACAUAAGCAAACUUUUAUUAGGAUCAAGUGUAAUUAGAGGCAGGAGCUCUUACCGUCUACUCUGUAUCAACAAAGACAUCCUGGUGAUAGACCCCAUACAACACUCCACCCCACAGCAACCACAGAAUCGCAGUUAGAUUUUGCUGUUUGUAUGUAUUUCUAUGUUACAGCCUUGUCAGAUGUUCAGGAUUUAUUUCAGAAGGGGCAAGUAGGUGAGGAUGUUGCUUGUGAAUGAACAAUGAAAUUCUCCCUUUUAAUACUGGAGCAGGCUUGUACUAAGAUGGAAAGGGUUGCUGCUGAGAAAUGUGAUGCGUUGCUUUAGUUGUGGAAAUAAAAAUAGAACGAGUUCUUACAUUUCUGUUAUCAUUCCCCAUUGUUCAUCUAGUACACUACUAAUUUGUUCCAUGCAGUCAUGCCGAACCAUGAUUAUAAAGGUUUUGUUACCAUGUUGAAAAUGCUUAUAAUAUGGAAGGCAACAACAACAAUAAAAAAAGCAUAAAAUAGAAGGCUUGCUGUUACUACAGCCAUGUAAAGAUAUGUGCACAUACGGAUGUAGAUUGGAAAUUUGUCAUAGAGAAAUAAACAUGGCUUUCUUAGGGGCCUCCAUUCAUGUCUGAUUUUUUCUAUAGUAAAGUAUACAUUGUUGCUAUAAUAUUUUGAUAAGGAAUAAAAAGAGAAAGCCAAAAGGCAAA
Neofelis nebulosa (Clouded leopard) is the source of this 2784-nucleotide messenger RNA. It is a transcript of the gene ZNF329, whose product is annotated as zinc finger protein 329. The transcript has 2 exons. The record is from RefSeq and is a predicted model, not a curated record. Gene Ontology annotation, molecular function: DNA-binding transcription factor activity; RNA polymerase II cis-regulatory region sequence-specific DNA binding. Lineage: Eukaryota; Metazoa; Chordata; Mammalia; Carnivora; Felidae. Bases 80 to 1705 code for a protein of 541 amino acids. Gene Ontology annotation, biological process: regulation of transcription by RNA polymerase II.